Molecule: messenger RNA, 2302 nt
Organism: Hypoxylon fragiforme
Lineage: Eukaryota; Fungi; Ascomycota; Sordariomycetes; Xylariales; Hypoxylaceae
Product: malic acid transport protein
Exons: 2
Coding region: 230-1603 (457 amino acids)
Biological process (GO): malate transmembrane transport
Cellular component (GO): membrane
Molecular function (GO): malate transmembrane transporter activity
Source: RefSeq, a predicted model, not a curated record
GGGAGGCCGGUUCUCUAGUUUUUUCUUCGUUGUAUUACCUUUAUUUUCCUUUUAUUUCCUUGGAUUUUCUCCAUUUCAUCUAGUUCGUCUAGAACUAUCUUCACCUUCAUCAACUGUCUUUAGUUUAUCUGUCUAUUCUCAUUAUCUCAUAUUUUCACUUCGCAACGUAUUGUAGUAUUGGAAUAGUUUUAAGGGUUUUUUAUUACUUUUUAUUUUUUUCAGAGUCACAAUGGAGCGGAAUCUCACAGAUAGCCAUAACCCCUUUUCAAGGGAGAGCAGGGCUUUUGCUAGAAACUCAUCAACACCAUCCUUUACAUAUCAUAACGCAGACCAAACACCAGAUCAAUUUCCCGUAGACGAGAAGAGACCUGAGAGAGCGUUAUUGGGAUCACAAGGCAACUCGGCGGCCAGCUCGAUAGCAGGAGGUAAAGAGGGCCAUGGAGAUGUGGAGAACGGUCAUGGGCACGGCGACGACCUAGAUAUUUUCGAUCCUAGCCGACCAAAGUUUGGACUCCGCAAGCGUUUACACCAUUUCACAUGGGCUUGGUUUACGCUGCCCAUGAGUACGGGCGGGUUAUCCUUACUUAUUUUUGCUCAGCCUCACCAGUUCCCGGGUUUACGGCAGAUCGGUUUAUUCGUUUAUAUCGUCAACCUCAUUCUCUUCACCGUGUUAACAUGCACCAUGUUGGCACGAUUCUUCCUCCACCAUGGCGACUUCUACAGAUCUCUAUCACAUCCUCGUGAGGGUUUCUUCUUCCCGACGUACUUCCUGUCCGUGGCCACCAUCAUAACCAGCACUCAGCGUUACGCCAUUCCCGCAAACGAUACCGCCUUAAUAUGGGCGAUUCAGACAGCUUUCUGGGGAUAUGUGGUCGUCACGCUUAUUUUGGCUGUCGGACAGUACAGUUUUGUGUUUGCCAAGCACAGCUUUGGCCUACAGACCAUGAUGCCGACCUGGAUUCUACCCAUCUUCCCCAUCAUGCUUUCAGGAACGAUCGCUGCGGUUAUCUCAGAUACGCAACCGGAUAUCGCGGCUAUCCCUAUUGUAGUCGCUGGUAUGAGCUGCCAAGGUCUAGGUCUUUUCGUCGCCAUCAUGAUGUAUGCUCACAUGGUUGGUCGUCUGAUGUCAGCCGGCCUUCCCCACCGUGAACACAGACCUGGUCUAUUCAUGAACGUGGGCCCACCUGCCUUUACUGCGCUUGCGUUUAUCGGCAUGGCGAACGGUCUACCCGACAACUUCGACCGGGACAUGGAUGGAUUCAUCGACGUCAACCUAAUCCGAACCUUCGCCAUCAUCGGUGCCAUCUUCCUCUGGGCGCUAUCCCUCUGGUGGUUCUUCAUCGCCGUCAUCGCCGUCGUCAGCUCGCCUCCGAAAUACUUCCACUUGGGUUGGUGGGCAAUGGUUUUCCCCAACACGGGGUUCAUCCUUGCCACUAUUUCGAUUGCGAACGAGUUCGGGAACGACGCGGUAAAAUGGGUAACGACGGGGAUGUCCAUCUGCUUAUUCGCCAUGUACUGCUUCGUCCUCUUCCACCACAUAAGGGCCGUCAUUGUCCAGGAUAUCAUGUAUCCUGGACGGGACGAGGAUGUCGAGGACCAUUAGAAAAAAAUUGUUUCAAUCCCUAAACUUUCUUAAAUUCCUUCUACAACAAGGCAACGAGAGAAGAGGCUACACAGAUAACGUGUUGAUGUUCUUUUUUUUUUAUAUCAUUCAUACUUUUACGCUUCAUUCACUCGUUUCGAACACUUACUACUCUACACGAACAAUCAAUCGUCUUCACACAACCGCAUACACACCACACUUCAUCACUCUCUCACACACACACACCACUACAUCCAGGCGGCGCUAGGAUUUGGUGGGAACCACCCUAAUAUUAUUGGCUGGUUUUUCGUUUUGGUUUUUUUCUCGAGAUAUCCCAGGCAUUUUAUAGACGAGCGCGGACGUUUCUCUUUAGGUCACCGCCGGAAAUAUUCAUUAGUUAGGCGGGAAUUAGAAACCGGGUUGCGUCGCUUUGCAUUAAACAUACAUAGAGUGGCUUUAGGGAAAAUCAAAAUGUAAUAUUAGCCAAAAAACUUUGAUUUUUUUGGAUCUUCGUAGCGAUGAAAACCCGAAUAGCUGAUAUCGUUGCUUACGUUUUGCCGUCUUGACCCGAAUUAGGUGAAUGAAUCUGCUAUAGUUGCCAGUAAACGCGCUCGAGGCUCAUCGUACCCCACCUUUGUAAUCAAGAUUUCUCCAUCCAUGAUGAAUACCUAUAAAAAGAUCAAUUAUUAUGUCGAUUAUGAAGCAAAUUGAGAACGGUGA